Molecule: messenger RNA, 519 nt
Organism: Paramecium tetraurelia
Lineage: Eukaryota; Ciliophora; Oligohymenophorea; Peniculida; Parameciidae
Exons: 2
Source: RefSeq, a predicted model, not a curated record
AUGCAUUAGGAAAUUAAUUAAGUAGAGUAAUUAAUUGCCAUUCUUUUGAUUUCAAGAAGUUAACUUUUUGGUUUGGUGGAAUUCGAAAAUGUUGAUCAGACUUAAUCAUUAAUAGUAAUAGGCGUGUCUCAUUUCUUUGAGCGGGUUUCGUAUUUUGCCAUCGAUCCAUCAUGGUUUCAGAUUAUAAUCAUUAUAAAUAUCAUUUAAGAUGCGCAGUAUUUAUUUAUUGGGGUUACUGUAAUUGAUUAUUAUGAACCACAGGUAACAUCAAUCUCAACAGCAAAUACACACGACAACCAAAAAAUCUCAUUUUUAUACUCAAUCGUAUUGCUACCUAACAUCUCUUUUAGGCACAAAAGUGACCCAAACAUCUCACAUGAACGAGACAAAAUGUUUUCAAAUAUAAAAUCAAUCAUUCAAAAGAAUGAAACUAUUCUCUCAACAAGAUUAGAGAGUACUCCAAUAAUGAGAAAAAAAAAUGAAACCUCAAAAACUAGUUGCACCUGCAAUAUAUAAUGA